Molecule: messenger RNA, 2513 nt
Organism: Daphnia carinata
Lineage: Eukaryota; Metazoa; Arthropoda; Branchiopoda; Diplostraca; Daphniidae
Product: E3 ubiquitin-protein ligase RNF12-B-like
Exons: 5
Coding region: 276-1691 (471 amino acids)
Source: RefSeq, a predicted model, not a curated record
UCCUUUUUUUCUCUCUCGCUCUCUCAUCCAUCGCUCCCGCACACGAUUCUCUCCUUUCUCCCCCGUUCGUUUUUCAUUCAAAGUGAAUCCUACUCAUCCCCCAUAGUCGAAAUUAUUCCAUUUUGUCUUCUUCCGGUUUUUCGUGUUGCCCGUGAAAAAUUAUCGUCUAAGUGAAACGCCAAAAUUUUCGUUUUUGUGUUGGGAAUUUUUGUUUCCAUCCCACCAUCAGUUUGGAGACUACGUCAACGGUUCUAACAAUUAAACAGAAUACGAGAAUGACGUCAUCGAGAAGAAGUAGGCGAAUGGCAAUAGUGGCUUUGGUCUGCUGCUUUUUAGCCGGUUUGGUUGCAUCGAUGCCAGCCGGCGAAACCGACAGUCAGACCAUGUCGAGCAGCUCGUCCGUUUCGGCUUCGUUUUCAUCCUCUUCCGUCCAGCAAUCGGCCUCGGCUUCUGUUUCAUCUUCGGCAGACAAGAAACAAUUGCUCAAAACAACGACGACAUCGACGACAUCGACCACGACGACAACAACGACGACAGAUGCCGCUCCUAUCGUCGUUCCAUUAGACGAUAAAGAGCCACAAGCGCAACCCGAUUACCAGCAGCCACAGCCUCAACCCGAGCCUGAACCCGAGCCCAAACCUGAACCCAAACCUGAGCCCCAACCCGAACCUCAACCUGAACCUCAACCCGAACCUCAACCCGAGCCGCAACCCGAGCCGCAACCCGAGCCCGAACCUGAACCUGAACCUGAAUCCAAACCUGAGCCUAUGCCAGAACCCCAACCCGAACCUAAACCGGAACCGCAACCCGAGCCUAAACCUGAACCCAAACCUGUUGAGCCUGUUGAUUCUGAUGUCACUGAUCUGCAGGAUCUUCAGAAACCCAACCGCAAUGAGGAUUCCGUGCUGAAACCCGUUGAGGAAACCAAGGCCAACGUCGAAGAGGAAUCGAAUGUCAAUAGUAUCCAGCAGCAGCAAUCAGUUCGACCAGCUGAAAAUCGAGAAGACGCGGAGCUAGUGCAGCUGACCUACAUGUCCAAGGACGAUCUCGUGCACGAUGCGAUCGACGAAUUGUCCAACGAAGAUAGCAACGAAGAAGAUGAAGAGAGAAGCCAAAUUGUGGGGUUGGUGGGAUUGGCCGGCUAUGCAUAUCAGCAAGAUCAGGCGGUGGCUCAAGAGCAGGCCGAUUGGAAUGAGAUGAUGGGAGAUGGGCCAGCCGUGGAUUCUGAAGACGAUGACGACGAUGACGAAGACGAUGAAGAUGAAGCCAAUCAUCAGCUCGAUACGGCGGCUGCCACCAAGCCAGUCAAACACGUCAAGAUCGAAAAAGACGAUCACCACAAGAGCGGUGGUCACAUGGCUGAGCAAAACACGGCCGAUGAUGUGAAAGAUGAUGACGACGAAGACGAGGAUGACGAUGAUGAUGAAGAUGAGCAUCACCACCACCACCACCAACAAGCCGGUGCUGUUGGGGCGGUGGAGGACACCACGGACGAAAUGGAAGACGAUGAUGACGAUCAUGGAUCAUCUAGCCCCCAUCCAACCUCCAUGACGCAUCACAAUGACGACGAUGAUGACGAUGACGAUGAUUACGAUGAAACGACGGAAGAUCCUACCGCAAGUGGAUCGACUAUGAUGGCUUCAAUGAUGGCACUGAUCCUGUCCGUCGUUGUCGCCAGAUUGCUGGCUUAAAUCGAAGGUCAUCAAGCAAAUCAACCAAACAUCUUGCAUACAAAAAUAUUUUCUAGAUAUUAUUUAAAAAAAAAGCCCUCCCGUUUGUCUCUCCGAAAUUUAUUUUAAAUUUGUUUUUAAAGAAACGACAACCCCGAGUCUCAAUCAAAUUCUCCCCGACCCUUUUUAUUAUGUUAUUCGGUUUUUAAUCUCCUUAUUUACUCUAACUCGCUGUAACGUGCUUUUACGUAUGUCACAAGACACCAACGUAAAACUGUUUUUUUCUUUUACUUAUCCAAUCAUUUUAAAAAGAAUGUAUCAGAUCCUGCUAAUUUUUUAAAAUGAUAAUUGACUUGUUUGCAUAACCCAAAGCAAAAAUUUCAUCUUUUCCCCAGUGUCUGCAGUGAAAAUCAAUUUUCUUUUUGUUUCAAGUCCUAAAAAAUUUUAUGCUUUUGUUCCCUUCCCGUUUUGUCUUCAGAAAAAAAAACUGUGGGCCAUUGCAAUGGAGAUGAAUAAGAGAAAACAUUCACGUCGAGUUGGAUACUUAAAAACAGGAUAAGAAAAGAGGAAACACCCACUAUCAACCGUGAAGAAAGGAUACUUGAUGUAGACCCUGUACAGAUAUGCAAACGGAUAUCGACCAUUUAAAUUCGAAUUUUUGUUGAAAAGAAUUCAAUUGUUAAACCCCGCCUCUCCCUCGAAUGGCGAUUCCGAAUGCGGCUGCAUCUCUCCUUUACUUUUUUUUUAAUGAGACAAAUAAAAAAAAUCCAUGUACAAUAACAAUAACAUCUAUAUGGGUAUCGAGUAAUAAAUUCUUUUAGAUGAGUACCCCUCCUCAAACAA